Molecule: messenger RNA, 2021 nt
Organism: Globicephala melas (long-finned pilot whale)
Lineage: Eukaryota; Metazoa; Chordata; Mammalia; Artiodactyla; Delphinidae
Gene: CREBL2
Product: cAMP responsive element binding protein like 2
Biological process (GO): regulation of DNA-templated transcription
Cellular component (GO): nucleus
Molecular function (GO): DNA-binding transcription factor activity
Source: RefSeq, a predicted model, not a curated record
CGCGCCGCGCUGCCGCCCUCUCUCCGGUCCGGGCCUCUCUCCAGGGCGUCUGUAAACACAGCCAGAGCCUGUCAUGGAGGGGGAGGAGGAGGCAGCCGCGGCGAAGGGAGGCGUUCUGCGCCGCCUCCAGGGUCCGCUCUGCCAUCCCUGAACUGGUCCCUCGUCCCCGUGACUGUGGCAUCAGGGAAGCGAACUGUUAGGCGAGAGGAGGAGGCAGUCAGAACCUUAUCCCGUUCUUUCCCCGGGGCUGGGGCCGGGCCGGGCCAGGCCGGCUGAGCCGGGGGAGGGCCGGGGGAGGGAGCGCCCGGCCGGGCUGGCCUGUCUGCCGAGAUGGAUGACAGUAAGGUGGUUGGAGGUAAAGUGAAGAAGCCCGGCAAACGUGGUCGAAAGCCAGCCAAAAUUGACUUGAAGGCAAAACUCGAGAGGAGCCGGCAGAGUGCAAGAGAAUGCCGGGCCCGAAAAAAACUGAGAUAUCAGUAUCUGGAAGAGUUGGUAUCCAGUCGGGAAAGAGCCAUUUGUGCCCUCAGAGAGGAACUGGAAAUGUACAAGCAGUGGUGCAUGGCAAUGGACCAAGGGAAAAUCCCUUCUGAAAUAAAGGCCCUACUCACUGGAGAAGAGCAGAACAAAUCUCAGCAGAACUCAAGCAGGCACCUGAAAGCUGGGAAGACAGACGCUAACAGCAAUUCCUUGAGGAUUUGUUCACUCCAGUGAAUGCAUCAUGCCAGCGGCACAGCAAAUUUGAAGAAUGUUGGACUGGUCGGCAGAAGGCAUUUUUGUUUACCCCUACAUUGACCUCUCUUGGACAUAAUUUGCUCUUCUAAACAGUGAGGGGCUUGGGUUAGGUCUCCCAACGUCCCAUUCCUUCUACUCUAAAAGUCGAAUUCUUUGCUUCUGUUACGUGUGGUUUUUAUAAGGAGCAUAACCUUGAAGCUGAUCCUGGUCCAGCAGCUCCAACAGAUCUUUCUUCUGUUGCUUCAAAGCAAGUUUGGCAGGUAGCAGCAAGGCUGGAGGGAGAAGGGAAGCACUGCGCCCACCAGGAGAGCCAAGAGUGCCAACCUUAUCUGGCAAAUGACUCUGCUCCCCACAUGCUUGGUGGAGGUCCCCCUGGAUGAAACUGCCCUUGCUGAGAACUCUGGCCCAGGGCAUUCAUUGGUCCCAGGCACCCUGGGGAAACCUGUGACGGAAGGUCCACAGGGAAGUGUACCUGAGCAGGAUGUGCUGAUGGACUUUGGGCAGCAGGCUGGUGGCACUAAUGAUUUCACUGAAGAUUAGAAGGAAAGGAGAAAUUUGAAUUCCACCUCAAAGGAUGCGACCCUGUCCCUUCCUCUGAUGGUCUGUGGGCACCUGGAGCCAGGGAGGGGAAUUGCUCUCCUCAGAACCCUGCUCCCCGUUAGCUUUCCUGAACUCCUGGUUGGAAGCUACAUGAAUCCACAUUCGUGAUGCACCUCGUCAUGUGCCUGAUAAGGAGACUGGAGUCGUUUUCCUAUUCCCCCCAACAGCCUGCCUCCCUGUGCUUGGCAGGUAAACGUGAGGUAUGGUGAAUGUUGUUCCCGUACUGCUGGGACUUAUGCAAAUCUUCAUCAGUCUGUGCGUUACAUCCAGUUUCUUCCAAAUUCAGGAUCAAGUGAGACAACAGGAAUCCUAAAUAUUAAACUAAAAAAAUAAAAUAAAAUAAAAUGAAUUAUCCACAUGCUGAGAAAAUGUAGCUGAAUUAUCAUAGGUCAUGAGACUUCAGAGCUCUCUCCAUUGUGAUUUGAUUAACACUCUUUAAUUUGUCAUUAUUUGGGAGGAUUUAAAAAAAAAACUAAUCUCGAUAACAAGAGUUUGUAAGAGGUUGUCUCACUCAAUUUCCACCCACUGGGGUAAACUCACAGAACAUUAAGGACAGAAUGGAGCUUUGUAAUCAUCUAGUCUUUUUUGGUUUAAACUGAGACCUAAAAUACAUAUAUAAAUAAAAUUAAAGUAAAUGAAAUUUUGCUUGUUACAAUCUGACUUUAAAAAAUAAAUUUAAAAAAAAAGUA